Messenger RNA from Morchella sextelata, 3198 nucleotides. RefSeq lists its product as uncharacterized. Lineage: Eukaryota; Fungi; Ascomycota; Pezizomycetes; Pezizales; Morchellaceae. The transcript is spliced from 4 exons. The coding region runs from base 1 to 3198 and encodes 1065 amino acids. The record is from RefSeq and is a predicted model, not a curated record.
AUGCUGACCUCCCUCCUCGCCAAAGCCACCUCCCUCCUCACCGAGCCGCCGCCACCGCCGCCCUCCUCCCGCCCCACCAAGACCGUCCUCUUCCGCACACACUUCCGCCUGCCCGACAGCCAGUCCCCGCUGCAGGAGAUCACCUGCGAGCUCACCCUCCCCUCGGGCGAGCACUACACCGGCAAGCUCUACCUCUCCGAGUCCUUCCUCUGCUUCUCGCCCAACCCGCCCACCGCCACGUCCGCCGCCGCCGCCACCGCCGGCGUCGGCUUCACGCUGCCGCUGUGCGCCGUGCGCCGCGUCGAGCGCCUGCACAGCCGCAGCUACAUGUUUGCGCUCGCCAUCACGACGUGGCACGGCGUUGGUGCCGGCGGCGGAGCAAAGGAGGAGCGCAUCACGCUGCAGUUCGUUGGCAUGCGCAAUGCGUGUGAGGCGUUCUGUGAUCGGCUGAAGCGCGGGCUGCGCACGCAGAUGGCCGAGGUGCGGAAUCUGCGGACGCUGGUGGAGAGCUGCUAUAGUGAGUUUUUGCUGGGGGAGGGACGGGGGGGCGAGGAGGGCGGGGGCGAGGGCGGGAAGAGGAGGGAGAGGGUGGUGCCGGAUGCGGGGUUGGGGCUGCUGUUUAAGUAUCCCGGGGAUGCGAGGAAGUUGAGGGAUAAGAGCAAGAUGAGGCUGUGGGCGGAGUAUCUUAGAGAGAAUGGUAGGAAUGUCACGCUGGUGAGACAGCCGACGUUUCAUAAGUUGAUACGUGUGGGGCUUCCGAAUCGGCUGCGGGGUGAGAUGUGGGAGCUGUCGUCGGGGUCGAUCUAUCUACGCCUGUUUUCCCCGACACUAUAUACCGACAUCCUCGCCGAGUACGAGGGCCGGCAUUCCCACAGCAUCGAAGAGAUCGAGAAGGACCUGAACCGGUCGCUCCCGGAAUACCGCGGCUUCCAGAACGACGAGGGCAUCAGCAGACUACGGCGAGUGCUUGGAGCUUACAGCUGGCGGAAUGAGGAAGUGGGCUACUGCCAAGCUAUGAAUAUUGUGACGGCAGCGUUAUUGAUAUACAUGUCGGAGGCACAGGCGUUUUUCCUCCUCUCGACGCUUUGCGACCGCCUGGUGCCGGGAUACUACAGUAAGACCAUGUACGGCACCCUCCUGGACCAGCGCGUGUUCGAAUCGCUGGUCGAGAAGACCAUGCCAAUCCUGUGGGAGCACCUCGUGAAAUCCGACGUGCAGCUAUCCGUAGUCUCGCUGCCGUGGUUCCUCUCACUAUACAUCAACUCCAUGCCACUCGUCUUCGCCUUCCGCGUCCUCGACGUCUUCUUCCUCGAGGGCCCCAAAGUCCUCUUCCAGAUCGGCCUCGCCAUCCUCCGCAUCAACGGCGAAGAGCUCCUCGACGCCACCGACGACGGCGCCUUCAUCUCCAUCCUCAAAGGCUACUUCGGCCGCCUCGACGAGAGCGCCCACCCGCGCAGCGACAACGAGAAGCUCCGCGCCGUCACCCGCUUCCAGGAGCUCAUGGUCGUGGCCUUCAAAGAGUUCGCCGGCAUCACCCAGAGCACAAUCAUGGAGCAGCGCGCGCGCCACAAGGACGCCGUCCUCUCGUCCAUCGAGUCCUUCGCAAAGCGCACGCAGCUGCGCAACCUCGGCCCCGAGUCGAAGCGCCUCACGCCCCCGGAGCUCAGCGUGGUCUACGACCGCUACUACGGCGUGCUCUAUGAGCGCCAGGCGCGCCUGCAGAACAUCGCGGAGGAGCUCGAGAAGAUUGCCGCGCGGAAGAACUCGUCGCCGGGGCUGCCGGGGGCGGGCGCGGGGAAUGGGGAGCGGGGCCGCGUGGGGCUGGGGCCGACGCCGGGGGAGACGGGAAUGGAUUAUGACUGCUUCCGCGAGUUCAUGACGGGCAUUGCGCCGUGGGCCAUAGCAACACCGCAUAGUGCCACGCCGCCGUCGGCGCCUGAGCCGCCACAGCAGGCGGGCGGGUUCUUUGGGUACGGGAUCACGACGAGCGCGGCGGCGGCGGCGACGGCGGCCGCGCGGAAGAACCUGCUGAACCCCUGGGGGGCCGGGAACCCGGAGCCGGCGGACCACGAGUUCCUGAAGCGGCUGUUCCGGCGGUGGGACACGGGCAUGCGCGGGCAGCUGACGCUCGCGAACGUGGUGACGGGGCUGGCCAGCGUUGUGGGCGGCAAGAAGGACAUCAUGGGCAUGAUCAACUACUGGUUCGAGCUGUACGACGACGACGGCGACGGCAAGGUUGACCGCGAGGGCAUCCUCAGGAUCACGGAGGCGCUGCUGUUCGUCACACGCCGCGGCUACGGGCGCGGCGACGAGACGUCCGGCGGCGGCGGCGGCGAUGCCGACAGCGACUUCGACGAGGGGCGCGUCCUCAGCGCCGUCAGCGGCUUCACGCGCAUGUGCUUCGAGUACGCCGACCCCGACCGACCGCACUCCACGAAGCCCCGCUCGUUCAACGAGAAAGUGGCGGCCGAAGAGGACCUCCUCGACCUCCUCGACCCAGAGGACCCGCUCUCGCCCUGCGACAUCGACCGGCCGCCCCCCACACCCAGCGAGAAGGCCAACCUCGCCCUGGACCCCAGCAACCCGCUGCACAUCACGCUGCCCACCUUCCGCAUGGUCGUGCUCGCCGACGAGGUGCUCGAGCGCUUCUUCGAGCGCGGCUUCGCCGAGACGUUCGCCCUCGUCAGCACGGACGGCACCACCGCGUCAGUCCUGCAGCCGACGCCAGCGGGCCCGAACCAGCGCCCCGGCAUCGCGGUGCAGACCACCGCGCUCGGCGGCCGCAUGCCGGCGCUGCCGGCGCUGCCAACCUCGCCGGCCAUUGUCACGGGCACGGCGAAGGGCCUGCGCGGCGUGCUGGAUAAUAUGGUGAAUGAUAGCAUACACCGCGUCACGACGGAGCUCAAGAAGCGCAUGGAGGAUAUGGAUGGGCGUGCGGUGGCCGCGGCGGAGGAGGAGGAUGAGGAGGGGGGCGCGGGCGCGGAUAGUAAGAGUAUUAUGGAGACGGAUAGGGACUUGUUGAAGGGGGCGGAGGCGGAGACGAUUGUGGAGAAGGCGCCCGAGGAGGAGGGGGAGGAGGGGGAGGAGGAGGGGGAGAGGUUGGUGGUGGGGAAGAGGGGGGGGUUGGGGCUGCCGCCGCAGGUGGAGGGCGGGAGGAGGAGUGUUAGUGAGGGGAGGACUGUGGAGUUUGAGAGUUAG